AUGGACGAUUUGCAUCUGCCAUAUACCCAUGAGGACUACACCAUUGGAUGGGUCUGCGCGUUGCCAAAGGAGCAAUCGGCCGCCAUAUUCAUGCUCGAAGAGAGACAUGAAGAUCUUCCCAACCCAUCAGGCGACCACAAUGCAUACACGCUCGGAAGUAUCGGCAAGCACAAAGUUGUUAUUGCUGGUCUGCCCAAAGGCAGAAUUGGCAUUCACAGCGCAGCAACAGCGGCGACCCGAAUGGUCUCAUCUUUCCCUAACAUUCGAGUUGGCCUCAUGGUAGGAAUUGGUGGGGGCAUUCCACAAAAGACUCGGCUUGGAGAUGUUGUCAUCAGCUGCCCCAGCGGAACAGAGCCAGGCGUUAUCCAGUGGGAUAUGGGAAAGGCCGGGGCCAAUGGCGAGUUUGAACGAACAGGGUCUCUGGCUCCUCCACCCACGGCCUUACUUACGGCAUUAACAAAGUUUGAAGCCGAUCAAAUCACAACACGGACCAACAUGCUCAGCUAUCUAAAGAGCCUGGAGAGCAUACCCAACAUCCCAAAAAGCUUCCUCAAGUCGGACUCUCUCCAGGAUGUCUUGUACGAGUCAAGCUAUAACCACAAGGAGGGAGACGAUUGUCGCCAUUGUGAUAAGAAUAGGGUGAUCGAAAGAGGUCCAAGAGAAGAUGACAUGAUGAUCCACUGCGGCUUGAUUGCAUCCGGCAACCAGGUGAUCAAGGACGCUAUUCUUCGCGACAAGCUCUACAAGCAGUUCAACAAUAACAUUCUCUGCAUCGAAAUGGAAGCCGCAGGCCUGAUGAAUGACUUUCCUUGUGUUAUCAUCCGAGGCAUUUGCGAUUAUGCAGACUCGCAUAAAAACGACCAGUGGCAGGGUUACGCGGCCGCAACAGCCGCAGCUUGUGCAAAGGCGUUGCUAAAGGUGCUGCCUUCCAGCGAGGUCGAUAAGCUUCAACGAGUGCAGCUGACCAUAUCUCCUAGUCUCGUGGAGGGUGCAAAGAGAUAUCUAUCGUCGUCAUACUGGCUAGGCGAAAAGAAGGACGUCCCUAAUCCGUCAGCGGCAAUAACGUCCCAAAAAGACAUCAAAGGCAAAACCGAUGAGCCGCUCCCAGAGCCGAUGUCGCCUAUGGCCAAAUCGAGAGACACAAGUCCUCAUGGAAAGUCGAGAGAUUCCGGCCCCUCCGAGAUGCCAACAAAAAUGAUUGCUUCCGACACGCCGAUACAAGCAGCUCCUGCUCAGGCGUCAGCACAAACAAAAUCUGACAAUGUUUCUCAGCCUCAGUCAGUUGAAACGUGGCUACGGGAAGCACCAGCAUCUCUGGCAACGAUGCUCAAACAAGGAAACGUCGAGGAUGCGGUAAGACGUAUCUGCAUGGGCCUCAGCGAAAUGAUGCCUCCUCAAGAACCAGGAAAUGCAGCUCAAGGCUAUACCACUGGCGGAAAUAACAAUCGUCAAGACACCAGUCGAAGUUUGGAAGCUGGAACUGGUAAUUGUGCGCCGGCAUCACCACCUGAGCGGAGCAAAAGCUGGGGCGAUGCCCCGUCUAAAGAUUCUGCGCCCUUGCAAGAAGAGUACAAAGGCUAUGCCUCUGAGCAGAGUCCUCCCUACGGCAAUGUUGGGUGGAACUUUAACACAGCGCCAUAUCCUCCUCGAACUCCCUCACCUUUCCACCCAGAUUAUAAGGUCAACAAGCAUGAGAAGAGUCAAGCCUAUGGUAAUGAUAGUACUAUUUACCAGGCACCCCAGAGUUUGCAGAUGCCUACUGUAUAUCCUCCUCGAUCGCCAUCACCAUAUCAAAAUGAGUACAGGGCUGCGAUUCCUGAGCAGCCUCACAGCUAUGGCUAUAAUGAACCUUAUCAUCAUGCGCCAGCGCCUUCAGGUCUACAUAUAUCUACGAAAUACCCGAACAGUGGAUAUGAUGCUUCCGGCAAUGGCGCAAAUAAUUACCCAUGGUCGCCUCCGCAGUCGCCGACAUUUCGAGCAAAUAUUGCCCAGGAUCACAAUCUGAGGAGAGUCAGCGAGCCGGUGGCAAACUACAAUUUGAAUCCAACAGCAUAUGGCAAUGACCAUGAAGAGGACCGCUUCUUUGGAUACAAAUACGGAUCCUACUAUGCAGAACCAAGCGUGAUCAGUCCUGAUGAGAGGCAGCCUAUUGCCCCUCGCAACCAAGAUCGACAGCCUGCAGCCAUGGCUAAGAAUACGUCAACGUAUGGCCAAGGCGCGAGAAUCAAUGAUGUUGGUUUAGGGCAUAGACGUGCUCAACUCUCAGAACCAAUCCCGAUCAGUACUAACAAAGGGCCACGAAGCGCUACUCCCAUGCCGAGCCAGCGGCCUCCUCCCCUCAAAACCAGGAGUGCGCCACCAGUACGUCAAUUGGCCACGAAAGAUAGCGAGCGGAACCUGGGUUAUAAAAGAACUUGCUGCAACCCAGAGCCGAGCCUUUUGCUCCCUUCUGAUAGACGACGCAGUACUACUCCUAGUCAAGGAAGACAGCCUUUGCACACAAUCGCAAGCAGCAGGGAACCUUCGGAGCUGGAUUUCGGACCUUCUCAGCCUAAUUCUCGGCCGUCUUCCCGGGCACAGGCCACUCAACCUCAUGUUCUCAGAAGCGUUCCAUCUCAAAGGAUUUCAAAAAUACCACGACCGUGGCGACCAUAA
Trichoderma gamsii is the source of this 2655-nucleotide messenger RNA. RefSeq lists its product as hypothetical. Bases 1 to 2655 code for a protein of 884 amino acids. The record is from RefSeq and is a predicted model, not a curated record. Gene Ontology annotation, biological process: nucleoside metabolic process. NCBI's taxonomy places the organism in Eukaryota, Fungi, Ascomycota, Sordariomycetes, Hypocreales, Hypocreaceae. Gene Ontology annotation, molecular function: catalytic activity. The transcript has 3 exons.